UUUUAAUAUUUCUGAUUUUCUGUUUUUUCUCCAUUUCUCUUCACGAGUUUGAUUUGGAAUCAGACCGGAAACCGCUGCUGUCAGCAUGAGGCUAGCGUUAGCUGCUAAGGUGUGUUGAUGAUGUCAUCAGCAGAUGACCAGCUGUGUCUGAACAUCAGCAGCGGUGUGCCCUCAUCGCAGUCUUCCAGGAGGAAACCUCUGAGCGCUCAGCAGAGAUGGGCCAGGAAGAAGCAGAGAGCAGAGACGAGGAGGUUCAGCUUCUCCUCCGAGGAGAAGAGACGCUCCUCCAAACAGAGGAGGCUGCAGGAGCACGAGGAGCACGAGGAGGUACAGGCACAGACUGAAGCUCCUCCUCCUGCAGAUUCACAGGCUCCGCCCCCCGAGCCCACAGAGAGGGCGGCACCACAGAAGAAGAAGAAAAAGGAGGGGGAGAAGGAUGGAGCCAAGGAGACAGGAAGGAGCGGCAUCAAGACCUCCUCUCUGUUCAAACACAACCCAGACAUACCUGAGAUCCACAGACCAGCUGUUUCUCAGGUGAAGGAGAAGAUUUUCACCUCUGAAUCGUUUUCAGACCUGGACCUGCACCCACACCUGGUGGCGACACUGAACAAAGUCCUGAAUGUUUCCACACUUACCAGUGUUCAGAAACAGACUAUCCCAGUUCUUCUCUCCGGACAAGACGCUGUAGUUCGAUCUCAGACGGGAUCAGGUAAGACUCUGUCUUAUGCCGUCCCGCUGGUUCAGAGUCUUCAGUCGAUCCAGCCGAAGGUCAGCAGGUCAGACGGUCCUCUGGCUGUCGUCAUCGUCCCCACCCGAGAGCUCGCGCAGCAGACCUUCCAGAGCUUCCAGAAACUUCUGAAGCCCUUUACCUGGAUCGUCCCAGGUGUUCUAAUGGGAGGAGAGAAGAGGAAAGCAGAGAAGGCCAGACUCCGUAAAGGAAUUAACAUCCUGGUUUCAACCCCUGGACGUCUGGUGGAUCAUAUCAAACACACCCUGAGCAUCGCCUUCAGCGCUGUACGCUGGCUGAUCCUGGACGAGGCCGAUCGGACAUUGGACCUGGGUUUUGAGAAGGAUCUGACCGUCAUAUUAAACAGCCUGAACUCUACAGGACCGAGCAGACAGAACGUCCUGCUGUCUGCUACACUGACACAUGGUGUGACUCGGCUGGCAGAUGUUUGUCUGAACGACCCGGUCAGCAUCCACGUGUCUGGCCCCGCCUCCUCUGACCUCACCGCCAUCACUGCUGUGACCUCUGACCCUGGCUCAGCCAGCCAAUCAGAGAGCUUUGCCGUACCAGAGGCCUUGAAGCAGUUUGUGGUGGUGGUUCCCAGUAAGAUCAGACUGGUCUGUCUGGCUGCUUUCAUACUGGACAAAUGUCAGUUUUCUCAGAACAACAAAGUCAUCGUCUUCCUCUCGAGCUGCGAGGCCGUCGAGUUCCUCCACUCUCUCUUCACCUCCGUCCUCUCCAGGCCCUCGGCCAAUCACAAGCCCCCGCUCAGCUUCCUGCGUCUCCAUGGCAACAUGAAGCAGCAGGAGCGCUCAGACGUCUUCCAGCAGUUUUCGGUGUCUCAGUCUGGAGUCCUGCUCUGUACGGAUGUAGCAGCCAGAGGCCUGGACCUUCCUCAGGUCACCUGGAUUGUUCAGUACACUCCUCCGACAGCAGCAGCGGAGUACGUUCACCGUGUCGGUCGGACGGCUCGUAUCGGAGGAAGGGGAAGCAGCCUCCUCUUCCUCACCCCCGCCGAGACCGCCUUCAUCACCGAGCUGGCCAAUCACACCAUCAGUCUAUCAGAAAUGAAGCUGCUGGACAUUCUGUCAAGUCUGAUGAUGGAUGAUGUCUACAAGGGGAGGGGCAAAUACCACAGCAAGAGUUCGUCCAAAGCUCUGGAGCAGGAGAUCAGAGAGAGAGCCACGGUUCUGCAGACGGAGUUUGAGAACUUUGUCCACUCAGAUUCUGAGUCAGUGCAGACCGCCAAGAAAGCGCUGCAGUCCUUCCUGCGGGCGUACACCACCUACCCCGCUCACCUCAAACACAUCUUCCACAUCCGCUCCCUCCACCUGGGACACACCGCCAAGAGCUUCGGCCUCAGGGACGCUCCACAGGGUCUGAGCUCUGCCAUCGGCCCCCUGGGCCCCGGGACCAGACGCCACAACAAUAACCAGAACAGGAACCGGGCCAGGAGUCCGGUCCAGAACCAGAACAAGAAGCAGACCGCUGGACAGGACAGAGCUGAAGAGAAGAGGUUCGGUCCCGGUCAGAGGGAGGUCAGUCUGCUGCGCUCCGAGUUCUCCAGCGGGUUGCAGGGAGGAGGCGUCAAGAAGAAGAAGAAGAAGAAGAAGACGGCGUCUGGUCAGUCAGGGGAGGAGGAGUAAUGAGGAGUUGCAGCAGCUGCAGUGCCCAUGAGCAAGGUGACAACCUGCGAACAGCUGACUGACACGUCCUCACUGUUGCAAAGACACGACAGACGAUUUGAUCACCAGACAUCAGUGAAUCUGAGGCCGAAAAACCAUGUUAGAAAACUACAGCUUUGGUCACCCGAGCGUUCAGGUGUUUGCUGGUGGCGGCAGCGAAGCGUCCAGACAUGAAACACUGAGCAGUUGGACUGCAAGUCCUGGAAAGGCCCUGGGGGAGUCCUGGAAAGGCCCUGGAGGAGUCCUGGAGGAGUCCUGGGGGAGUCCUGGAGGAGCCUGACUGUGUGCUCAGACAGAACACGGUGCGAUUAGAUGCAGAUUCAGGGCGUUCAGCCUCCGUCUGCGGGCAACAGGUGAACAUGUGUGCCUCUGCUGGAGCUUUCUGAAUUCGCCAUGUCACAGUAAAUGGUCUCGCAUGCAGUCAAACAUCAUUUCUCCUUCCUCUCAGGAGCCUUUAAAAUGUUGCAGUGAAACGAGCUCGGACUCCUCUGGUUGGUCAACAGUUACUUUAAUUCUAAUUUGGUUUGCAUUUCAAUUGUAAUUGACUUUAAACAUCAGUUCUGACGGAGAAAAUGUGUUUGGACUUUGUUCUUGCCCUUUAAGCUCCGGCGUGGGAGCUUCCGUCAUAGCGCCCCCCCACUGCAAUGCUUCAAACCGCAGCUCGCACCUGCGACCUGUGAGGGGUUUUCAACAGAAUGAAAUCCACUUUGUGCCCCUCUGAAGUGUUCCGGGACAAAGACUGAGUGUGUGUCUCUGCUGUUUGUAGAAACCGUUUUCAUUUUUCACCAAAUCAGAAAAACCUGAUCAGGGUGUGACCUUUACAUAUAAACAUGUUUUUCUACUGUCAGAUGUUGUCGCCAUUGAAGCGGUAAAAUGAUUCAUUUUUCUUUGCUUUUUUUAAAUAAAAUUAGUAUUUCUACUGGCGAGAGCAGCAAACACCUGCAGCGUCUACACGAUUGUUAACAAAUGCUCACAGUUGGUUGAGUUGAGACCACGGGCAGUUUACUGGGAAUAAGUGUGUGGUUGUAAAGCAUCUGUGGCGUUAAUGUGCGAAGGCUUGGGACGGACGUCCACACACAUUAACACAACGUCAGAAAAACGCUUUCGCUCUACUGGACCCUCAACAAAAUAAAAAUAGAAGAUAAAUAAAUCACUGGAAAACUGGAGCUGAACUUUAAAAGCUGAGGGUACAGUGAGACUUUUGAUGCUCUGCAAGAAAUAAA
Molecule: messenger RNA, 3635 nt
Organism: Xiphias gladius (swordfish)
Lineage: Eukaryota; Metazoa; Chordata; Actinopteri; Istiophoriformes; Xiphiidae
Gene: ddx31
Product: DEAD (Asp-Glu-Ala-Asp) box polypeptide 31
Exons: 21
Coding region: 118-2373 (751 amino acids)
Biological process (GO): ribosome biogenesis
Cellular component (GO): nucleus
Molecular function (GO): ATP binding; nucleic acid binding; RNA helicase activity
Source: RefSeq, a predicted model, not a curated record